CCGGAGCCCGUCUGUUGCCCGGGAGCCGUGGCCCCGCCCCUCGCCCCUUCCUCCUCCGCCCUCCCUCAAGGCCCAGGGAUGGGGCGCAGCGUGGGAAAGGGAUGGUUGAGUUUUAACCGGAGGCUGAGCGUGAGUGGGAUCAGUGUGCGCGCACCGCCUGCAGCCAAACGCCGAGCGGCCGCCGCUGUUAACUCCUCCCUGCCCACCCCGCGACCCUCUUCGGAGCCCGCGCUCUGUCAGCAUGAAGCGAGCUCACCCAGACUACAGCUCCUCGGAUAGCGAGCUGGACGAGACCAUCGAGGUGGAGAAGGAGAGUGCGGACGAAAAUGGAAACUUGACUUCCGCGCUGGGUUCCAUGUCCCCAACGACAUCUUCCCAGAUUUUGGCCAGAAAAAGACGGAGAGGCAUCAUCGAGAAGCGCCGACGAGACCGGAUUAAUAACAGUUUGUCUGAGCUGAGGAGGCUGGUACCCAGUGCUUUUGAGAAGCAGGUAAUGGAGGAAGGAUCUGCUAAACUAGAAAAAGCCGAGAUCUUGCAGAUGACUGUGGAUCACCUGAAAAUGUUGCACACUGCAGGAGGGAAAGGCUAUUUUGACGCGCACGCCCUGGCUAUGGACUAUCGAAGUUUGGGGUUUCGGGAAUGCCUGGCCGAAGUUGCUCGUUACUUGAGCAUCAUCGAAGGACUGGAUGCCUCAGACCCCCUUCGCGUUCGCCUGGUCUCGCAUCUCAACAACUACGCCUCCCAGCGGGAAGCGGCGAGCGGCGCGCACGCGGGCCUCGGACACAUACCCUGGGGGAGCGCCUUCGGACAUCACCCGCACGUCGCGCACCCGCUGCUGCUGCCCCAGAAUAGCCACGGGAACGCUGGCACCACGGCGUCGCCCUCCGAGCCGCAUCACCAGGGCAGGCUGGCCUCGGCCCAUCCGGAGGCGCCGGCCUUGCGAGCGCCCGCUAGCGGCGGCGUGGGACCGGUUCUCCCGGUGGUGACCUCGGCCUCCAAACUGUCGCCGCCUCUGCUGUCCUCCGUGGCCUCGCUGUCUGCCUUCCCCUUCUCCUUCGGCUCCUUCCAUUUACUGAGCCCUUCGACACCCACGCAGGCAGCCAACCUUGGAAAGCCCUAUAGACCUUGGGGGACUGAGAUCGGAGCUUUCUAAAGAACUGAUGCUGUAGAACAAGGGAGGGGAAAGCUUAAAAUCCCAGCUGAGCUGGAACUGUUGCCAACAUCAUCUUAAAGUCGUCAGUAAAAGUAAGGAAAAAAGGUACAUUUCAGAUAAGUGGUUUUUUUAAAAGACUAAAGAAAGGUUUGUUGGUUUACUAUUUUCUCUUAAAAUUUUUUAUCAUGUCAUGUAUUAGCAGUUUUUUAAAGACUAGUUAAUUUUUGUUUAAAAUGUUCAGUUGAGAUAGUAUGAACCAACACUUUGUGAUCGUCUGUUCAGUGCCUAAUUUACUUUGUAAACCUGUCUGUCAAAGAAUGAUUCGAUUUGCCUCAGUUUUGGGAAUCUUAACAUCUAGUGUUUUGGGUCAGUUUUACUGCUUGUAUGGUUACAGUUUGUUUUUAGGAUUAAUUUUCCAAACCACCAUGCUCCAUGUUAACAUGAUUUUGUUAAUAUUUUGACAGACUAAGGUAUUGUAUAAAUGGUAUUCUUUGGGGGGGAGGUGGGGGGCAAAGCAUUAUAUUUCCAAACAAAGCGUUGACAAAUCAGAUGAACAGCUUUAUCCCAGAACACUAGUUAACUCUCUGCCUCUUAUGGCAGUGAGGUGACUGCACAGACUAUCAGUGGCCCUGAAACCAGAUGACCACCUGCUUUGGUCUACCCGGCUUUGCCAUUUUAACAUUUCAGGUUUAGGAAACAGCCACUGGUAGGUUAGGUUCCCAUAUGGAGCCCUGGCAGCAAGGGAGUUGAAAGGCAGUUGCAUGCAACAUGCCUGCAUUUUCCAGCCACAAGCAAUGCAAUAUGUUUUCAGUCUCACAGAUCUCAAGUUCACUAGUGUUAACCUACAUAAGUGAUCAUGGUAUGUAAGUGGUCAUCAGUUCAAUGCCUGUUAAAUGCAUAACCUGGUUUUCCUGAAAUUGCUAUAUUUUCUUUCAACUAGAAAUUGUUAGGUUGUGUUUUGCUUUUGGUGCAUGAAAAUGUGGUUGUUGAGAUAUUUAAAAGGGCCUUUGCUGCCUUCUCUUUGAUUUUUUAAAAAUUUGAUUUGGGUGAUAAAAAUACCAUUUUACAGGCUUAUUCUUUUAGCAGGUGUAGUUUGAACAACCUCCACUGAACUGGGUUUGACCUCUGUUGUACUGACAUGUUGUGACUAAAUAAAAAGAAAGAACAAAGUA
This is a messenger RNA of Nannospalax galili (Upper Galilee mountains blind mole rat), 2325 nucleotides long. It is a transcript of the gene Hey1, whose product is annotated as hes related family bHLH transcription factor with YRPW motif 1. Bases 242 to 1153 code for a protein of 303 amino acids. The transcript has 5 exons. Gene Ontology annotation, biological process: negative regulation of neuron differentiation; Notch signaling pathway; anterior/posterior pattern specification. The record is from RefSeq and is a predicted model, not a curated record. Gene Ontology annotation, cellular component: nucleus. Lineage: Eukaryota; Metazoa; Chordata; Mammalia; Rodentia; Spalacidae. Gene Ontology annotation, molecular function: protein dimerization activity; DNA-binding transcription factor activity, RNA polymerase II-specific; RNA polymerase II cis-regulatory region sequence-specific DNA binding.